Messenger RNA from Galeopterus variegatus (Sunda flying lemur), 874 nucleotides. It is a transcript of the gene NKAIN4, whose product is annotated as Na+/K+ transporting ATPase interacting 4. NCBI's taxonomy places the organism in Eukaryota, Metazoa, Chordata, Mammalia, Dermoptera, Cynocephalidae. Gene Ontology annotation, biological process: regulation of sodium ion transport. The record is from RefSeq and is a predicted model, not a curated record. The transcript is spliced from 7 exons. Bases 1 to 603 code for a protein of 200 amino acids.
AUGCAAUGUGGAAUAGAGCUGUCCACACAGGCCACCGCCCUUGAGAGACAGGUGUUUGAUUUCCUGGGUUACCAGUGGGCGCCCAUCCUGGCCAACUUCAUCCACAUCGUUGUCAUCAUCCUGGGGCUCUUUGGCACCAUCCAGUACCGGCCGCGCUACAUCGUGGUGUAUGCUGUGUGGGCGGCUGUCUGGGUCACCUGGAACGUCUUCCUAAUCUGCUACUACCUGGAAGUGGGUGGCCUCUCGAAGGACAGCGAGCUCCUGACCUUCAACCUCUCCCGGCACCACUCCUGGUGGCGCGAGCAUGGACUGGGGUGUCUGCGUGAGGAGGUGCCCGCAGCCAGCCUUGGGGUCCCGCACAGCCAGGCCCCGGUGUUGGGCGCCAGCUGCACCCUGGAGCACACCUAUGUGGAGGCCCUGCAUAGCAGCCUGCAGAUCCUGCUGGCGCUCGUGGGCUUCAUCUACGGCUGCUACGUGGUCAGUGUGUUCACAGAGGAAGAGGACAGCUUUGAUUUCAUUGGUGGAUUUGAUCCAUUUCCUCUCUACCAUGUCAAUGAAAAACCUUCCAGCCUCUUGUCCAAGCAGGCAUACUUGCCCGAGUAAGUGAGGACACAACUGAUCAUGCCCUGUGACCUCAGCCUCAUCGACCACAAUGAGGACUCCAGGGCCUCGGGACACAACCCUGGCCUCCCUGCCCCCACCCACUGCUCUGCAGGUGGCUGGUAGCACCUGCCCCUCAGUGAAGUGCUUGGACCCCAGUUAGGGUGGCAGGGCAGGGCUGGUGCUGGCCACAACUUGGAAAGAGUUUGUAAUUUCCUUUUUCUAAGAAAAGAAAAAAAAAAAGGACAGAAACAAAAGAAAACGGAAAAUAGGA